Lucilia sericata (common green bottle fly) is the source of this 7824-nucleotide messenger RNA. It is a transcript of the gene kto, whose product is annotated as mediator of RNA polymerase II transcription subunit 12. Gene Ontology annotation, molecular function: transcription coactivator activity. Gene Ontology annotation, cellular component: mediator complex. The transcript has 11 exons. The record is from RefSeq and is a predicted model, not a curated record. Bases 148 to 7629 code for a protein of 2493 amino acids. Gene Ontology annotation, biological process: regulation of transcription by RNA polymerase II. NCBI's taxonomy places the organism in Eukaryota, Metazoa, Arthropoda, Insecta, Diptera, Calliphoridae.
CAAUUAUUCUCAAACAAUUGUUUUGCAUUUUUUCAGUGGUCGUUCGCUCUCUUUUCUUUUUUGAUAAUUUUUUUGUGAAAAAGUUGUAAAUUUGUGUAAAAUUAUAAGAAAAUCAAGCUGUAAAAAGAUUGUAACACAACAAACACAAUGCUUUCCUUGCUACAGGAAAAGCGACCUUUAAAAAGGGCACGUUUGGGUCCACCCGAUGUCUAUCCGCAAGAGGCCAAACAACGGGAAGAUGAAUUGACACCAUCCAAUGUCAAACAUGGAUUUGCCACAAUGCCACCGCUGGCCGAUGAAUUCGGCACAGCUCAUACCUCCAAUGUGAAUGCGAGUAAAGUUGCAUCAUUUUUCAAUGCCAUUUUGGCGAAAAAGGAAGAGUUGAUGACCUUGCAGGAUACGGUGCGUAAAAAACAACAAAUCAAUUGUAAAGAUAAUUUUUGGCCGGUAUCGCCGCGUACCAAGGGUGCUUUGGAUGCCUGGUUUAAGGAUUUGGCUGGUAAUAAGCCUCUAUUAAGUUUGGCCAAAAAGGCUCCGUCUUUCAAUAAAAAGGAAGAGAUUUUAAUCACCCUGUGUGAUCAUCAGGUGAAUAUGCAAAGGGCAACUUGGUUUAUUAAACUGAGCGCUGCCUAUAUGGUGAGUGUAUCAGAGUCGAAAAAUAAGAAGCGCAAUUCAUUUGAUCCGGUGCCAGAGUGGACAAGUAAUUUGAUAAAAUUUAUGAAAGAUUUACUGCCCAAAUUACAGGAAUACUAUCAUUUAAGUGAAAAGAGUUCUCCUGCCGAGAAGGCUUUAUUAAGUGGUUAUGGAGCACCCUGCACCCAAAACAAUAAUCAACAACAGAAUACCUCUUCAGCGCAUCCUACCAACUCUCUCACCACUGUACCCCAAUCGUUAGCCAGUCCGGUGUCUAUGUUAAGUCCCCACAACAGUCAAUCUUCGUCGGCUAGUGGUUUGAGUUCAUUAACCGGCAGCAAUACUCCCGGUGUGGGCAGUUCUAAUAGUCAAUCUGGUUUGCCGGGAGCCAAUAAUAUGCCCGGUUCUGGUUCUUCUAUAUCAGGCAUUGGCUCUAACUUUGAAGACAGUCGUAAUGCUUUGAAAUAUUGGAACUACUGCACGCAAUUAAGUAAAUACAUGCAUGAGGAGUCACUGCUAGAUAGACAGGAAUUCCUUAAUUGGAUUUUGGAACUAUUGGACAAAAUGCGUACACAAGUCAGCUUUGAUGAAUCUUUAAAGAAAUUAAUUUUAACCUUUGCCCUUCAGUAUAUGCAUGAUUUUGUACAAUCCGAAAGACUAUGCCGUAAAAUGGCCUAUAUAGUAGCUAAAAAAUUAGCUAAUCUAUUGAAUAAUGUUAUAGAACAACAGCCAAAUAGUAAACAAUUGCUACCGGCAGGUAUCACACACAUGGAUGUGGAUGAGGACAGCGAUAAGAAAAAGGCCAACUUGGAUCCCUAUGAAAGCGCCAUUAAUGAAUAUCUAAAUUGUCCCCAUCAUCGUGAUAUUAUAUUGUAUUUAAGCACUAUUUUACAAAUUAUAACCAUUGAAUGUCCCACUGCCAUGGUUUGGUGUGGCAUAGGUGAGAAUCGUAUACCAGCCGCUUUGUGUGGUAGUCCUUUGGAUCAUCUACCCAUAGCACCCUCCGCUUUGCCCAUGCCCUCCAAGUGCACCUUAACAAAUGCUGAAGUGCGUCGCCAGCUUAGAUGUACAGAGGCUGAAAUUGUUUUACGCUCUAAACAUGCUGAAAAUCGUUGGUUUGCUGAAAAAUGGCAAAAUGCAAAUAAGAAUUCUUAUACUCAUGUCUUGUCGAUACUGGAUCAUUUGGAUACUCAUUGUUUUGAUUUAAUGGAUCAAACGAAUUCGAUAGAUUCCUUAUAUGCUAGUAUUUUUCAACCAUUUGUUAGUGUGCGCCGUGAAAUGGGUGCCAAUGGUGAGAUGAAAGAGAUAAGACAAGAAUACGAUGCCAAUACAGUGGAUGGUACAACGGUGAAAAUAUUAUGUGAAUGGGCUGUAUCGAGUCAGAGAUGGGGUGAACAUCGUGCCAUUGUGGUGGCCAUACUCCUAGAUAAACGUCAAAUAGAGGUUACCACCCCCUCGCCCGAAGACAAUAACAAUGGUUUGGGUGGUGGCAACAAUCCAAAUGAUGACAAAGAUUCCAUAGCCUCGGGUGCUGGUCUAAUUGGUGGUCUACCCGUUUUUCAAUCGGUUCUUAUGAAUUUUCUAGAUCAUGAUGCUCCUGUACUCGAUGAAAAUGGUAGUGUAGCCAAUCGUACACAAUUCACAAAUCUAGUACAUCUCUUUAGUGCUUUAAUAAGACAUGAUGUAUUCUCACACAAUGCCUAUAUGCAUACGUUAAUAUCCAGAGGUGAUCUUUUGGAAGGAGCCACAACAGCUACAACAACAAGCGUUGGAAAUAGUUUGAAUAAUAAUAAAAAUAACAAUAUGGCGGUAGUGGGUAAUAGUGUGACAGGACCAGUAUCAAAUAAACCAGUUUCUCCUGCAGUAAAUCAUGGUUUUGAUGAUGAAUUUGGUGCGGGAUUAGAUUUUAAACACAAUGAAUUUGAUGACUCCAAUGUUGACGAUGAUUUGGAUAAAUUACUGCAGAAUAUAAAGGAAAAAGGACAAGCCGAAGCACCCGAUAGUCCCAAGAUACCAGAUCAUAAUAAUAGUGCCGGUUGCAAUGAAACUAACUCCUCCAUAUCGAGACAUUACAUUUAUACCAAACAUUUUCCCAUACCACAAGAUGAUCCCUCCAUGAUCUAUAGCAGUGAAUCUAAUCAACGUUAUAUUUUACUUUUCGGAGUGGGUAAGGAACGUGACGAAAAGAAACAUGCUGUUAAGAAAAUGUCUAAGGAAAUUUGUAAAUUAUUUACUAAAAAAUUUAGUAUUGAUGUGGCCGAAGGUGGUAAAGUAAAGAAACAUUCGCGUAAUGAAUUCAAUUUCGAGAAUACCACUAGUAAAUGUCAAAAUAUGGCUUAUUUUGAUCAACAUGUUGUGACUUCUCAAUGUGCGGCUACAGUUUUGGAACAAUUGAAUGGUUUUGCUGUGGGCAAUAAUAACUAUUUGCCCGUGCAGGAGCAUGUAGCCUUUUUAUUUGAUUUAAUGGAAAUGGCUUUAAAUAUACACAGUCUGCUGGAGUUGUGUGAUCAGAUACUAAAGGAGCUGCCUGAAGUAGAAAAUCAAUUGCAGGCCAAAAAAUCAAAUAUGGUGCGGAGUUAUACCACCUCUUUGGGUCUUUAUAUAGUGGGUAUACUAAGGAGAUAUCACAGCUGUUUAUUACUCUCACCCGAACAAACGGUGUCGGUCUUUGAGGGUUUAUGUCGCAUUAUUAAACAUGUCAAUAAUCCCUGCGAAUGCAGUUCGGCUGAACGUUGUAUUUUAGCUUAUCUAAGUGAUUUAUAUGAAACUUGUUUGAUUUUACGUUCCAAAGAUCAAGAACCGGAAUUUUUCCCUCAAAUGUCUCAUAUUAAAAAGUUUAAAGACAUUUUCAAUCAACCCGAACAAUUGGGCAUGGUACCCCAAUCCUACAAUCCACAAUUUAUGCAAGAUUUUUUGUCUUCUCCCAAGCGUGGUGGAAAAAUUGAUUCAUUAUGGUUAAGACAAUUGCAUGAAUCUCCUGCCAAUAUCUAUAGUUUUGUUUCGAAUGUUAUAUUUGCUGUUUGUCAUGAAACAGAUAAUGAUCGUUUAAAUGAUAUUGCUAUUGCCUGUGCAGAACUAACGGCCGGUUGUAAUUCUCUAUCAGAGGAAUGGAUUGCUGCUUUACAAAGUAUUUGUCAUGCUAUGAAAAAGACACGUUAUCCACAUUUAUGUCAAAUCGAUAUACAAAAUAGUAAAAUACACAAUUCCUUGGCCGUCUUUAUUUGCAUAUUGGUGGCUCGUCAUUGUUUCUCUUUGGCUGAUUUUGUUAUGAAAAUAGCUUUACCUACGCUGGCCAAUGCUUAUCCAGUGGGUGGCGAGAUAACCACAGAUGCGGAAUCGGGAGCCCGUUUAACUUGUCAUUUGGUUUUAAAACUUUUCAAAACCAUAGAAAUACCCCAACCGGGCAUGUAUUCGGUCAGCACCUCUCCCAAUCCUCUAAAUGCCGUCAGCAGUUCUUCCAACAUUAAACUCAGUUGCGAUCGUCAUUUACUAAUAGCUGCCCAUAAAAAUAUACCACUAGAAGCGGUAUUGGCAGUGCUAAAAGCCAUUUUAAUAGUGGUAGAUACCACUGCCUUAAAAACCCCCACCAUGACUGGCAACACUUCGACGGGGGCUUUCAGUAGUGGUGGCAAACGUGGCAGCGGCUUUAAUACGCCAGUUCAUCCAGGCAGUACGCCCAAGAGCAAUGAUCGUCCUGUUGAUAUAAGCCAAAUAUUGGGUACCAGUGACUUGACAAGUUUAACGGGUGAUCAUGAUCAUGAUAUGUCACAACCUUUAUCGACCACACCUUUAAAUCCUUCGGUCUCGGGCUCGGGUGAACAAAUAUCACUGUUAGAGUUUGCCCAACAUGUUCUCAAGCAAAUAUGUGCUCAGGAACAUGUGCUGGAAAGAUGUCUAAAGAAUGCCGAUAAAUUGUGUGACAUGAUUAUCGACGAUAUGUUAACGCCCAAACAGUCACAGUCUAUAUUGCAUAUGAUUUGUUAUUCAGAAGCUGAAUAUAGUAUCAUAUCGGAAAUGGAUCAAAAAUCAAUGAUUGUUAGAAUUCUAGAGAAUCUAGGUCAAUGGACUUUACGCAUAUCAUGGUUAGAUUUGCAAUUAAUGCAUAAACAAAGCAUGAACAAUGGCACUGAAUUGACUGCUUGGUUGGAUACAGUUGCUCGUGCCGCCAUAGAUGUUUUCCUCAUGGAAGAAGUUCUAAUGCCUCAUGGCGGCAAGGCAGAACAUAGACCUAAACCUUCUACUUGGCUAGUGGCACCAUUAGUCUCUAAAUUGACUCCUGCUGUGCAGGGUCGUAUCUUGAGAGUGGCCGGCCAGGUGCUGGAGAGUAUGAAUUAUUUUUCCAAAACUUCCAAAGCAGACAAUAACAGUUCAUGCAGUGGUGAUGAACGGGAAAAGAGUAAUAGUUGUGGCAGUGCCAGCAGUAGUUACAGUAAUGGUUCCAAUAGUGGUACACGCAAUAAAAAGAUGCCUUUAAAUUAUCAACCAUUUUUGGGUCUCAUAUUGACAUGUCUGAAAGGUCAAGAUGAGUAUAAAGAAAAUCUGUUGGUCUCAUUAUAUUCUCAACUAUCGCAAUGUUUGCAAUCUUAUGCUGAGUUUGAUACCAUGGGUGGUGUAGAUGAUCCUUUGGGACGUGAAGAAAUGUUAGAUGCUUUACAGUUGCGUUUUUCCCUAGUGGGUGGCAUGUUUGAUUCUAUACAAAAGAAUGGCACUUCAAUUACAGAUUGGGCCAUACUUUUAGCCCAAUUGGUGUGUCAAGGUGUAAUAGAUUUAAGCACAAAUCGGGAACUUUUCACCACUGUGGUGGAUAUGUUAACCACUCUAGUACAUUCCACUUUAGUAUCGGAUGGUCAGUCGGAACGAGAUGAAAAAUUCUAUUCAAAUUUAAUGAAAAAAUUGAAAAAAGAAAUUGGUGAAAAGAAUAAUGCCUCCAUUAAGGUUAUAAGACAAUUACUGCCGCUUUAUAAGCAUCAGACAGAGGUUAUUUCUUGUGAACCCGCGGGUGUAGAUCAAAAAGGCAAUAAAAUCAAUGAUAUGGAUAAAAAACAAUUAAGAAUUUCCGACAAACAACGCAUUUCUGUGUGGGAUAUUUUAGAGGGUCACAAAAAUCCUGCACCCUUGUCUUGGGUAUGGUUUGGUGCCGUUAAACUAGAGCGUAAACCUUUGACCUAUGAAGAGGCUCAUCGUAAUCUAAAAUAUCACACCCAUAGUUUAGUAAAACCCAGCAGUUAUUAUUAUGAACCUUUGCCCUUACCGCCGGAAGAAGAACCUGUACCCGAGAAAAUAGUGACACCUACACCUUUCUUGCAGAAGGAUGAAAUGAAAGCAGACACUCCUUCCUCGGUCGAUCAAUCUCCUAGCGCGGUGGUUAGUGGGCGAGGUCGCAAAGGCACCACACGCAAACGUAAACCUAAGAAUCCUAAAACGCCGCCGGUAAAUACUCAACAACAGCCUCCCUUAGCCGGACAACAAACUCAACCGGGUGCUCAACAGACAGCAAAUCAACAACAGCAGCCCCAACAGCAGCAACUGGGACAACAAACACAACAGCAACAACAAGUAACGCAGCAGCAGCAACAGAUUAAUCCUCAACAGCAAAUGGGUCAAAUGCAAAUGAAUAUGCAAAUGGGUUCCAAUGUCAAUAUGCAACAAUUCAAUCCCAAUCAAAUGAUGCAACAAAAUCCCAAUGCCAUGAUGCAGCAACAACAAAUGCAGGGUGUACCCGGCAAUAUGCAACAGCAAAUGAAUGUUGGAAACCCGCAACAGAAUCAACAAAUGAAUUUUAUGGGUCCGGGUGGUGCUCAAAGUAUGCAACAGGGUGGUAUGAAUCCUCAACAGCAACAGUGGCAAGGACAAAAUCAAUUCCAUCCCAUGCAACAACAACAACCACAACAGCAAUUCUAUCAGCAACAGCAGAGUAUGCAAAUGAAUCGUUUCGAACGUCCCCAAAUCAACAACUCCAAACAGGCUCUACAUAAUAUGCUGCGCCAGCGGCAACCUACAUUCAAUCAAAACAAUCCCUCCUUCAAUCCCAUGCAACAGCAGCAACAACGUCAAGGCCAGGGCAUGCAACCGCAACAACAACCGGGCGCCAUUAAUACAGUACAACAGCAACAACAAUUGCAACAGCAGCAAUUCGGACGUACUGGAAUGAGAACUAUGGCACCCAAUCAAAUGCCCGGAGUGGCGCCCAAUCAAAUGGCACCCAAUAUGAAUGCCGUGGGUAUGGCUGGACAAGGCAUGGGAGCACAAAAUCCCAUGAUGCAACAACAAAUGUCAACGCAGGGCAUGAAUCCACAGGCAACGGCACAAAUGGGUAUGAAUCAAAGUGGCAAUAUGAUGGGUGCGGGUAAUGCCAACAAUCCGAAUGCCAUGAUGUCGGGACAAAGUAAUACGGGUAUGGUAAAUGCGGGGGCAAUGAUGCAACAAAAUGUGGGAGUGGCGGGUGUAGGCAAUGCAAAUGUUAAUCAGGGCAUGGUUAAUGCGACGGGACCAGGGCAAUUCCAAAACUUCAAUCAAUACCAACAGGGUAUGAGUCAAACGGGCGGUCCCAAUCAACAGGCCAAUCUAAUGGGUGGCUUUAAUCAAAUGAAUCAACGUAGUAAUCCGGCAGAAUUUAUGGCUCAACAGCAAAGAGGACCGGGUGGUCCUAUGGCAGGCAAUAGAGGUCAGUAUAUGAAUCAAACACCCAAUGUUACCAUGAACAAUAUGAUGGGUCAGGGUGCGGUGCCGCCUUAUCAAAGGCAACAAUCAACGGGUGGUAAACCAGGUGUACAACAACAACAAUUCCAACAGCAGCAGCAACAACAGCGUAUGCAACAUCAAAUGAUGCAAAUGCAAGGCAUGGGACCGCAGAGUAAUGCUGCCGGUGGCAUGGGCCAAGCUCAAAAUCAGGCCCAACAACAAAAUCCCAAUUUAGUGGCCCAACUACAACGUCAAAUGCCCAAUCAACCCAAUAUGAUGGGCCAACAAUACCAACAUCAACCACCGCCUUAUUAGGCCAACAUUAACCGACACACAACCCCCACACACCCUCGCCCCUCCCCCCCCACAAACAAUUCAAUAAUUGUCUUUUCAUUUCAAACAAAACAACAAAUACAAACUUGUAAUUUAAGUUCACUUAUUUAGUUUUUUAGGUUUCAACAAAUUUAUAUAAACACAAGAUUUUUUUUUUGAGAAAAUAUUUAUACAUAG